Messenger RNA from Benincasa hispida (wax gourd), 2725 nucleotides. Its product is annotated as beta-glucuronosyltransferase GlcAT14A-like. The record is from RefSeq and is a predicted model, not a curated record. Gene Ontology annotation, cellular component: membrane. Gene Ontology annotation, molecular function: glucuronosyltransferase activity. NCBI's taxonomy places the organism in Eukaryota, Viridiplantae, Streptophyta, Magnoliopsida, Cucurbitales, Cucurbitaceae.
UUUUAGGAACUUGUAAUUUUAUGUCUUAGAUCCAUGGCUAAAUAAAAAAUUUAAAAUGAAUUAAACUACUAUAUAUAAAUUGAAUUUUAUGUCUAAUGUAAUAUUGAAUUAUUAAUUUUGUGUUUAAUAGAUCUGUGAAAAUUUUAAAACGUUAAAAUUCAUGAACUAAAUUUAUAUUUUGAAAGUUUAGGAAAUAAAUAGCAAUAAACCUCAUCGUUAAAGGACUAAAUUUAUAAGUUAACCAAUUCUUAGUCAAGAAAUUUCUACUUCAACCAAAGUGCACACACUUUGGCGUAAUACUAUCACAAGCUAAAACUAAAAUAAGAGAUCUAACCUAAAUUGAAUAUAACUCAACAAUAAUUACCUCUUUCUCUUGAGGUGAAGGCUCAAACACCCAUAAUUUCGCUUGUAUUUGAAUAUUAAAUUAAAAUAUCAUUUUAGUUUACAUAGUUUGAAUUUAUUUUCAAUUUAUUUAUUAAACUUUUAAUUAUCUAUCUCUAUUUUUAAUAAAUCUUAAAUUAAUUAAAUUAAUAAUUUCAAUAUAAAGUUAAAUUCAUAUCAAAAAAGACACUUGAGAAUAUAUUUACAUCAAUUUCAUAAGAAAUGCUAAAGAAAGCCAAUUUUCUUUUCUUUUUUUUUUUUUUUGAAAAAAAUCAACAAUUAACUAAGGGACAUUGAAGUAAUUUUAAGAUUUUAAAAAAUAUAUGGAGUAAAAUUACACCUUAAAAAAUUAUGGAUGAAAAUAGAACCAAACUUAAAUAUACGAACUAAAACAAUAUUUUAACAAAAUAAUAAUAAUAAUAAUAAUACUAACUACUAUCGGGAUAAGAGCAGCGGGAAAAAAAUUGAAUUCAACUGAACGCGCCGCCGUGGUGCGUGACAAAGACGUGGCUUUCUUGUAUGUUUUUUUUGGAGUGAGAAAAUAAAAAUUGGACGAAAGAAAAAAAAGGAAGGACAGAGACAAGCCGAAACGAUAUUUUGUUGUAGCUCGUCCGCAUUUCCCUGUUUCUUUCUCCCAACGAAAAACCGAAUUGGGUAAUCAACCCUAGAUUUGAGCAUUCAAUCCAUUCUUACGAAGAAAAACGAGAUUGAUCGCAUGCUUAUUUGCUAAAGAUCGAAAUAUAAAACUAUGAAGAUCUUCACUGAAUUAUAGACUCUGCCACUAUUGGAAUCCGUGUCUGAAGAUCUUCGAAUUCAAGCAAGUUUUUGAGUUAUGGGAGCUGAGAAGAAGUGGCUCUUCACUCUCUUCUCAGCUGCAUUGCUUUCUCUGAUUUUGUUACUGUUCUCUACCAUUUCCGCUUUCACCACGUCAAGGCUUCUCCCUUCCUCUGUACACCGAGGACUGCACCAUCCACCGGCUUUUGCUUACUAUAUAUUUGGUGGACGUGGCGAUAAGGAUAGGAUCUUCCGGCUUUUGCUAGCCGUUUACCAUCCGAGGAAUCGGUACCUUUUGCAUCUCAAUCACGAGGCUUCCGAUGGAGAUAGACAACAGCUAGCCGCGAUGGUGAAGUCUGUUCCGGCGAUUCGAGCUUUUGGGAAUGUGGACGUUCUUGGUAAGCCUGAUCGUAUGACCUACAGUGGGUCCUCUUAUAUUGCCACAACUUUGCAUGCUGCAGCAGUUCUGCUUAAGAUUGACAGUGGCUGGGAUUGGUUUAUCACUUUGAGUGCGAUGGAUUAUCCACUGAUCACUCAGGAUGACCUUGCACAUGUGUUAUCCUCUGUUAGAAGAGAUCUCAAUUUUAUCGAGCACACCAGUGACAUUGGAUGGAAAGAAUCUAAGAGAAUCAAUCCGAUUGUAGUUGAUCCUGGAGUGUACUUAGCAAGGAGAAGCCAAAUUUUUCAUGCCACCGAGCAACGGCCAACACCAGAUGCUUUCAAAAUAUUCACAGGUUCGCCUUGGGUCAUCCUAAGCCGAUCGUUCCUCGAAUACUGCGUGUUGGGUUGGGAUAACCUACCUCGAACACUGCUGAUGUAUUUCACAAAUGUGGUUUGGUCUCAAGAAGGAUAUUUUCAUUCUGUUAUUUGCAAUUCACUAGACUUCAAGAACAAGACAGUGAACAGUGAUCUAAGAUACAUGAUCUGGGACAAUCCACCUAAGAUAGACCCUCACUUCCUCCAUUCCUCCGAUUUUGAUCAAAUGGCUCAAAGUGGAGCUGCUUUUGCCAGACAGUUUCAACAAAAUGACCCAGUGCUGAACAUGGUUGACAAUAUCAUCCUCAACCGCCAACCGAAUCGACCCACCCCAGGUGCGUGGUGUUCUGGCUGGAACAGUUGGUGGACCGAUCCGUGCUCCCAGUGGCGUGAUGUCAAUGUUCUGAAACCCGGGUCUUGGGCAAAGAAAUUUGAAAAGUCUAUUACAAACCUCCAUGAUGAGUUGAGUUCACAACCAAAUCAAUGCAAAUGAAAUCAGGCUUUCAGGUAGCUGAGGUGAGAGAGAGCCUAAGCCUAUCCAGGAUGAUGAGAUGAGUACCAUGUUCCAUUUUCACACUAGAUUUGUUUUCAUAAAUAUUAGUCGAUUCCAUAUUAAUGUUGGAGUCUCAUGUUAAUGUGACACACAAUAAAUAGAGAGAGUAGGAGUAUAGAGGGAGUAUGUAAAUUUUCAUACUCUCGUGGUGUUAGAAAAUUUUUAGAGGAUUUUUGCAAUUUGAUUUUGGACCAAAACCUAAUAUUGCAUAUUACUUGGGGAAUUGUGUAAAGUGACAGAAAUUAAGAUGUUGUACAGUGA